Molecule: messenger RNA, 1027 nt
Organism: Papilio xuthus (Asian swallowtail)
Lineage: Eukaryota; Metazoa; Arthropoda; Insecta; Lepidoptera; Papilionidae
Exons: 5
Coding region: 247-897 (216 amino acids)
Molecular function (GO): protein binding
Source: RefSeq, a predicted model, not a curated record
ACAUGUGUGUCAGUUUACAUUGCCCUUUCAUUCGGAUUAUUUUUCACAAUAAAUUUACAACAUACUUGCAUUACAUAUUUUUUCUGUGUCAUAUAAUUCAAUUGGUUUUAAGCUUUCAUUAAUUUUUAUUUCAACGUACCAAGAAAAUAGAUUUAAACACGAAAUCUACAUCAGCUGUCGUACGUAAACAAAGGGAAUGUCAAUGGUAGUGGAGCACAAAAGUGCGUUGUGAUAAUAUCAAACAUAAUGGAUGUGGACGGCUCAGCUAUUUCUGGGGAGAUAGACCAAAAUUUGUUAUUACAGUUCAGUUGUAUGAAUACAACUGACCGGGAAGAACUGAUAGGACAAAUGCAAAGAUUGUUGGGACCCAGUUUAAAUUAUAAUACAGCAAGUUUCUUUCUGGAUAUGAGUAACUGGAACUUGCAAGCUGCUAUAUGUUGUUAUUUAGACUAUAGUUUGCCUCCAAAACUUCCAUCCAUGUCAUUAAAGAGUGCUCAAAAUCCUGAAACUGCAGUUACCCCAGGUUCUUGUUUUGAACAAAGCUGGAGUAUUGCUAAUACAGGAGCAGAAGCGUGGCCUGGAAGCUGUAGACUGAUACAUGCAGGGGGGGAACAUUUUGGUGCAACUCCGACGUACCUCCCUGCCUUACCUCCAGGACAAUCUAUUACUGUGACCAUGAAGUUACAGGCACCAACUACACCUGGUAUACAUAGAACUUAUUUCCAUGUUGUGACUGACAAGGGUGACCAAAUAGGAGAUACAUUAUGGGCAGAGGUAACAGUUGAGUCUGAAAUGACUUUAGCUCUUGCGGAGCAAUUAGCAGCUCUGCCUGUACCUAGUAGUAGAUUGGAUGAGGGUAUGUCUCAGGUGCCAUCACAAGAUGACCAAAUGUGUUGAUGAAUUGAAAAUGACUUAUUUUAAAAUCCAGUCUUGUUACUAAAUGCAUCUUAAUUAUUCAAUAUAAUACUGUAAUAAGGUUGCUAUAGUUUUAUAGACUAUGCUGAUAGCAAUAUUAAUUUUGUCUUAA